Stegastes partitus (bicolor damselfish) is the source of this 2420-nucleotide messenger RNA. RefSeq names its product STAM-binding protein-like A. The record is from RefSeq and is a predicted model, not a curated record. Lineage: Eukaryota; Metazoa; Chordata; Actinopteri; Pomacentridae. The coding region runs from base 139 to 1440 and encodes 433 amino acids. The transcript is spliced from 10 exons. Gene Ontology annotation, cellular component: endosome; cleavage furrow. Gene Ontology annotation, molecular function: K63-linked deubiquitinase activity; protein binding; metal-dependent deubiquitinase activity. Gene Ontology annotation, biological process: protein K63-linked deubiquitination.
GAUGCUGUUGUAGCUCAGUGAAGCUGCCUGUCUGCUUCUAGCGACUGUAAUUUCAUCCCGUUUUCAUCCAGCUGCAUGUAGCUUCUCUGGGAGCUUCAGUUUCACGGCUCGAUCAGUCUAUCAGGUUGAGCUGUCGCGAUGGCGGAUCACACCGAUGUCAGCCUGCCGCCGGAGGAGAGAGUACGAGCUCUGACUAAGAAGGGUAGCUCGGUGGAAGUCAACGACGACGUUCCCCCGCGCCGCUACUUCCGCUCAGGCAUGGAGAUGAUCCGCAUGGCCAACAUCUACACGGAGGAGGGCAACAUCGAGCACGCCUUCGUCCUUUAUAAUAAAUACAUCACGCUCUUUAUAGAAAAACUUCCCAAACAUCGGGAUUACAAGACCGCUAACAUUCCUGAGAAGAAGGACACACUAAAGAAACUGAAGGAUGUUGCAUUUCCUCAAGCAGAAAUCCUGAAAAAAGGUUUGCUGAGAAGAUUUGAACAGGAAUAUGCGCAGUAUCUUGUUAAAAAGAAAGCGGAGGACGAGGCCUUGGCGCGGGAGCAGUCCAGGCAGCGAGCGCUGGACGUGGAGCGAGAGCGAGUGGCCGAGAUGCAGCGGCGCCAGCGGGAGCAGGAGCAGUUCAGUGCCUUCGAGGAGAUGAUCCGCCGCCAGGAGCUGGAGAAGGAGCGCCAGCGAGUUCUCCUGGAGUUCGCCACGCCAGCCGCGCCUUCCCCCGACACGCCCCUCAUUCCAGGCAUCCAGGGCCCGCCGCUGGUGUCCCCGACCCCCCCGCAGAGCCCCGGUGACCUCUCCGGCAGCAACAACCACCAGUACAAUCGGGUUCCCGCCUCCACACCUGGGAGCGGCCCGCCCACCUUCGACCGCUCGCUUAAGCCCGGCUCUCUGGUCAGCCCAGGGAACAACAAUACAAUGGUGGAUGCCCUUCGGCAGUUGGCCGUCCCCGCUGAGCUGUGCCGGAGCUUUCUGAGGCUGGCCGAGGCCAACACAAGCCGAGCUGUAGAAACUUGUGGCAUCCUGUGUGGCAAGCUGACCAGAAAUGCGUUUACUGUGACCCACGUCAUCGUACCAAAGCAGUGUGGUGGACCCGACUAUUGUGACACAGAAAAUGAGGAGGAACUCUUCCUCAUACAGGACCAGUACGAUCUCAUCACUCUCGGCUGGAUACAUACUCACCCCACUCAGACGGCCUUCCUGUCCAGCGUCGACCUCCACACUCACUGCUCGUACCAGAUCAUGCUGCCCGAGGCCAUCGCUAUCGUCUGCUCGCCCAAGUUCAACGAAAUCGGCUACUUCAGGUUGACGGAUCGAGGGACGGAAGAGAUCUCCACGUGUAAACAGAAAGGUUUCCACCCUCACAGCAAAGAUCCUCCUCUAUUUACACACGCCGGACACGUCACCAUCACCGACGACACCGUGUCCAUGAUGGAUCUGCGGUGAUUCAUUCCUCGUUCGCCAGAACACUCACAGACUGUUUUAUCAAACUUGCAGCUGUUUUACUGGAGAAAACACUCAUUUUACUUUCAAGGACGGUACUGAGCUGACGCCGGCCACGAGUUUACCAUUUAUAUGGACUUCAGUUGUUCUCAAAGGGAACGACGUUUGUUUUUUUUGCUCUGUAAGAAAAGAAAUUCCACAUAUUAUUGCACUUUCCAAGCAAACAAAUACUAUCCACUUCAAUGGACUGGCAAACCUCUGGCUCUUCAACCCCUCUGUUCGUGUCAGUACGUGGUGUAACUCGUUCCUGUUGUUUUUUUUUGUCAUAAAUAAAUCUGUACGUCCGGUAACCCAACCUUUGUUCCACGACUGUCAUCAAAGUUUGGUUCUGCCUGACUGAUAAAGUGCCAAGGAUGAGAACAUCUGCGUGUCGUUGAGUUGUUCACUGUGUAACAUGAAGUCCAGCGUGAAGUGUAGAGUUUGUAAUUAACUCUGUGUUCCCUUUUGACUCGGUGUGUUUCCGUCAUUAGCCGUUGAAGUGCUACGAGUGAUGAGAGAAGUGAAAGCCAGUUGUAACUCAGGUAUGCAGGCAGUGCUGUUGCUGCUGCUGCUCUGUAUUAUAUUUUUUAUAUACCAUCACUCCAGAGUCUCCUUUAUCUCAAAAGGGUUUUCUUCUUUCUGACAUUGAAUUCCUGCUUAUGAUGGAUCCACCUUUUUACACUGUUUUAUUUUCUUCCUCUGUGUGUUUCUUGGAGGGGGGAAAGCGGGUCGGUAGCACCUGAUCAAUGUGUCUCUCUGCAGAGGACAUGUGUGCAACGGGAAAUCUGAAUGUACCUUCUGCUACACAGCACUAACCACCCGGCCAUGGUUCAUGCCUCUAACCAUCUUUUUGUUUGCUCCCUUCUCUUGUUAGAAGAAGUAAAUGAUUAGCCAUAACUACAAAGUAAAUGCCAAGACAAAAUAAAAUCUUGUAGAUGAAUUUA